Molecule: messenger RNA, 915 nt
Organism: Fusarium mangiferae
Lineage: Eukaryota; Fungi; Ascomycota; Sordariomycetes; Hypocreales; Nectriaceae
Exons: 2
Coding region: 1-915 (304 amino acids)
Source: RefSeq, a predicted model, not a curated record
AUGACUUCCGAUGACGGCGAUGAGGAGAUUGAAAUCCUUAUCGAAGACCCUGAUUUUGCGUGCCCCAGACGUGUCCCCGAUGACCCUUUGGAGAGCGCCCGCCGUGCCGCCUGCUUCGAGAUGCUGAAGAACGGAACUGGAGAAGGCAGCAGCCUGUCAGACAUGAUGGCCCCCCGUCAGACACCAAAGGAAUGGCUUCAGAGUCUCACCACAGUUGACUUUGCAGACCCUUCUGCUAUCGUCAGCCUUCGCCUGGACUUGGCCACCAAUAACGUCGCACACUUCGAUCUGGUUACCGACGGCGAAGCUAUCUUGACUGUGACACCACUCCCUGGAGCUCUGACUGUGGAUGAUAUACCACCUAAAGAUGAUGAGGCUAUUUUCUCUUCAUAUGUUCCCAGCGAUCAUCCGGGCCUGUUGCGUCUUGAGUAUGCCCGUGAGAAGGAUAUAUUUACUGUUUACGGCCUCCACGAACCUCCCAAACCAUCAGCAGCUGGCCUACCUCUUCCUUCUGUCGUACUGCCGAUCGGACGGUUACGGAACCGAUACAAGGACAAGGCCGGCAUCUACUCAAUCGAUACUGACUACGUCCUCGUCGUCGAUGCCGUUGCGGAUGAGCACCCUCUUUGGCUAAUUUUUGAUCGGAAGAUUAGAAGUUACGAGGAAGGUGGGGCCUACGUCAGACCAGAGACAGUCAAGCUUUUAUUCAGCGGGACAGAGAAGAAUUUUGAUGCAGCCCAGGUGUUGCCAAGCAUCCAAGACUGGAUCAGAUCCUAUGGCAGCCUCGACCUCACGCAACUCCGGGAUUCGUUCCAACGGACCAGAAUGACAGGAGAAAUCAGGGCUAGAAACGUGACUUUCGGGGAUCUUCCUGCGUCUUGGAACAGAGUCACUUCUGGCUAUGAGCACAGAUAG